AUGGCAGGCGCGAAUGCGACAAAAGCCCAGCACGAAGUCGCGUUGACUAUCCCCGCGUUCUACUGCCCGAUUGACGGAGCUCGCCACCCUGCGGUUGAAGCGAUCGAGCGUCGGUGCGUCGAGUGGAUCGACCAGUUCCAAUUCUGCAAGACGCCGGCCGAGCGAACUUGGCUUCUCGCCUCGUUCUCUGCCGAUUUCUGCGCGAGGUUUGCGCCGAGGGGCAAUUUCGACGGGCUGCUGCUGUACGCACAAUGGGUUUACUGGGCAUUUGCCUUCGAUGACGCCUUCUGCGAUGAAGGGCCAAUGAGCACGGACCCGGGCGCAUUCGGAAUAUAUGCUGGACAGGUCCAGCGAGCGCUGGAAGUGUCAUGCUCCUCGGAAGGCCCGGACAAUAGCGACCUUGUCCAUAAGGACCCGUACAUCGCUGCACUAUGUGACAUAGGCUACCGGGCUCGGCGACUGGCUACACCGACUCAGCGCCGUCGUCUGCUCGACAACCAUAGACGUUGGUUGUUCGGCGUGCAGUGGCAAAUCAGCAAUCGAGCCAAGAAGCUGACUCCCGGGCUCGACGACUACUUUGGUAUGCGACUGGGAUCCUGCGCCGGAGCGCUCACGCUCGGCUGGAUCGAGAUCGCAAACCAGACUGAGGUCCCCCCCGCAGAGAUGGACUUACCCGCUGUCCAAGCCCUCACUGAAAUGGCAAGUUUGGUCGCCGCCAUGGACAACGAUCGGCACUCGCUGCCGAAAGACACAGUGCUGGAUCUCGCCGACCAGAACUUCGCUAUUGUCAUCGCACAACACCACCAUCUAGACAUCAAUCAAGCGCUUCAAGACGCGAUAGCCAUCAGGGACAGGAUCUUGGUCAGGUUCCUUGACCUGCGUGCACAAGUACGCCCAAAUGCCAGUGAGGCCCUCGGACAGUAUCUCGACGAUCUCGGCCAUGCUGUUCGCGGUAAUGCUGAUUGGGGCAUGCGCGUGACCCGAUAUCACAACUACGCCGACCGAUGUACCGCUCCGGAGCUUAUCUACACCAACCAGCACCUUGACUGGGCCGCCCAGCCAGCCGAUAAACGAACAGACUCCUUGCCAUACCCGUCUCUGCGGUGGUGGUGGGACGACAAUCUGGUGGUCGGCAAUGUGAGCGAAUCCUCCCCCACAGGGACCAACAGAAGGAUCUAG
Purpureocillium lilacinum is the source of this 1179-nucleotide messenger RNA. Its product is annotated as terpene cyclase. The record is from RefSeq and is a predicted model, not a curated record. NCBI's taxonomy places the organism in Eukaryota, Fungi, Ascomycota, Sordariomycetes, Hypocreales, Ophiocordycipitaceae.